AGAGGCAGAGAGAGAGCGAGAGAGAGAGAGACAGAGGCAGAGAGGGAGGGAGAUUAUGGAAUGCUGUGAUGUCAUCAGCCCAGUCAUACACACAAAGACAAGGAGGACCCAUUGCCGCUCUGACUCUCUCAGCUUAGUUAGCAUACUCUGCAGUGGAGCGGCUGUCUACAUCCCACUAAAGUCCAAAUGAUGACCUCCAAAGACAAAGAGUACUGACAUCCCAGUAGGCUGGGGAAACAUCAUAUGCAUGAGCUUGUACCUUGUGUACCAAAGUGUGUGUGAGGAUGAGCAUGCACCCCGAUUGAUGAAGAAGAGAGAAUCCGAGUGAUUUCAGGAUAAAGAAGCUGUGAAAGUCUUCUUCAGAUGACAUGAGACUAUAAACCAACACUGUCAACCUCAAGAAGCUGCUGGCCGAGGGGCAGCUCCUCCUACCUCCAACCGCUUGGCCAGGUGGUACCAAGUUAACCCACGACGCCAACAUGCUCCAGCAGAUUUUAACGGACAUGUACAUCGACCCCGAUGUGCUGAAUGCUCUCAAUGAGGACCAGAAAAAGACUCUGUUCCUGAAAAUGCGCCAGGAGCAGGUACGCCGCUGGAAAGAACGGGAGGAGAAACGAGAGAGAGAAGGGGGGGACGCUGAGUGCAAGCGAACGACGCCAAAAAAAGCCAACAGUAAGAAUGUGAGCUGGCUGCUCGGUCGCGAUGGAGAUGUGGCGGUCAUCGUGAUUGGGGAGUUGGAUGAGCUGAGCUCCAAAUUCAUCCCUUCAGGAUUUGGAGAAAAGAAGGCGCCGAGUCUUCAGAACACUACACACCAUCAAACCAUCCUGAAGAGCAGAAAAACCACAGAAUCUGUCAGAACUGAAAGCGAGAACCUCCCUCGUAAUACACAACCUGGAAUUUCACUGAAUUUAAAGGGGAGGUGUGAGGAGACGAGCACCUCACUCCCUCUGCCGGUGUCAGUGAGUGAGCAUUCAUCACCUGCAGCAACAGAAAAGCCCGAGUCAAAGUCAGCCAGUGUGACUGAAGAGAAGUCGGUUCCCCAGCCCUCCAUCCGCACCAUGCUUCUCACGAGAGCUAGCCCUGUCACUGUGAGACCAGCUUCUGCAAAUGCGGCACCAGGCUCUGUCAACACGAGACUCUGCCUCGCAAAUCUGAGGCUGGCCACCGCCACACCAUCCCCUUCCCCCAGCAGCACUGUCAAAAUGGACUCUGGAACAACCAAAGGGGGCCUGCACUCACAGGAGCCUCAGAAGCCCCAGGAAUCACACAGUGGGAAAGACAUUGGUGCAUCCGAAGCGUCGCGGAGGGCUGGCUCGGAGGAGGCCGGAUCAUCAGGGAGCGCACCAACCUGCGCAGGACGCGGCCGGGUGGCUCAGCUGAUGAAAACCUUCAGCACUGAAAGCGCGCCAACCCCCACACAGACCCCCUCUCGCAGCGUCAAGCCUCCUCUAGCCAACAAGCCGAGCCACUUGCGUCUAACGACCACACCUACUGUCAGGUAAUCCUCAAACACUGAUGCCCACCCAGCUUCACGCACCCCAGUGAAUCAAAUGAAGCCACACUGAACAAUGUUGGACACCGAAGGUGGAGCCUCAGCCAGUGGGUUAAUGGGAUGACCAACACAAAAGUGAGAAAGAAGAAAAUGGUAAUGUUUUCAAUGUUGCUAUCACUCCCAAAGCACAGCAAUGGAAAUGCUUGAAUGUAAUGGUUCCGUUGUAUUUUCGGAAGCUUCAGUACUGUAAACACUCUUCGUGGGAAAGAAAUUCCAAAGCAAUUGAUCGCAAUGUGUAUGUAUUUGUUUUCCAGGGAAUUGAUUGAUCACAUGUAUUCACUUGAUGCGGACGCUUUCCACUUUGUGUAACAUGCGGGAAGAACACACAUUUUCUUGUCCAAUUCACAAACCGCAUACACAUAAUAUUGUUUACUUGCCAAUGACAUCAUUUCCAUUACUUAUAGGACAGUUUGCAUGAGCUGGUAUGCAGACACACGUGUGUGGUUCAGGACAAAAGACCGGGCAUGGGCAGGCAUAAUGGGGUAGAAUAAGGCACAGUAGGGUCCUCCUUCAUCUUGCUGUCUUCUCCUUGGGAAUACUUUAGGGUUGUUUAUUUGUCACAAUGCAAUGUAUGUCUCCCUUUGCCACCUGGCAGGAGCCUCACUGCGACCUGUUGUGGACCAGUGAAAGUGCCAAAUGCAUCGUCUGUCACUCCCAGUGGAUCAAGUCAGACAGUCGCUGCCAAAUAAUCCAGCUCUGUGUUACUCUUCUGCAAUUUUUCCAGUAAUAUUUUAGAGAUGCUUGGUUGUACUUUUUCCACAUUUUCUAUAGGGAGAAAGAUGUUUUGUAAUGGGAUAUUUAACAUUACUGCAAUGUUCAUUUGUAAAAUGAGAGACAUUUUUAUCUUUGUUGUCACGCUUGUAUGAUGCAAUCAAAGAAAUAAUAAAAUGGUGUAACUUUUACACCUUGUAUCUUUAAA
Messenger RNA from Cyclopterus lumpus (lumpfish), 2471 nucleotides. RefSeq lists its product as uncharacterized. The transcript is spliced from 8 exons. Gene Ontology annotation, cellular component: cytoplasm. NCBI's taxonomy places the organism in Eukaryota, Metazoa, Chordata, Actinopteri, Perciformes, Cyclopteridae. Bases 480 to 1502 code for a protein of 340 amino acids. The record is from RefSeq and is a predicted model, not a curated record.